AUGAUGCAUCCGCUCGCAUUCUGGGCUGUAUGCUUCGGUAUCUUUUCUGUCGAGGCUACAUCCCAACCUAAGGUCCUAAUUGCUUCGCCGGCCGCUCUUGCAUCUCAAUAUGCACUUACGACUAGCACCUCCUUGGCCUUUCCUACCGCUACGCUUGCGCCCUCGGAUACCGAAGACUUCAUCGUCUCCUCCUGGAACUUGAAUGCAGAACGUAUCGAGUACGGCUCUGCCGAUCUUGCGUUCGUGCCUGAUCCUUUCACGAACGCAUCUUCCAGUACGACCUCUUCGGCAGCCACAGCGUCUUCAACGCCUCCCUCUCCGGUGCUGCGAGUCACGUAUCCCUCUGGUAGCUACUCACAUGACACAGGCGGCGCACAGUUCUACGCUCUCUGGAAUGCUUCGAACUCGACUGGCGCACAAUUCACUUCGAUGCUUCUUACUUACGAGGUGGCUUUCGACUCGGACUUUGACUGGGUCAAAGGAGGCAAGCUCCCUGGUCUCCGAGGCGGGGCUGACGCGUAUGGCUGUUCUGGCGGGCAGCGUGCGAAUGGUUCGAACUGCUUCAGCACGAGGGUGAUGUGGAGGCCCGAGGGAGAGGGCGAAGGCAUGUCGCGCUCAUGCCUACUGCUUUAUGGCGCUUUUUGA
Fibroporia radiculosa is the source of this 645-nucleotide messenger RNA. RefSeq lists its product as uncharacterized. NCBI's taxonomy places the organism in Eukaryota, Fungi, Basidiomycota, Agaricomycetes, Polyporales, Fibroporiaceae. The transcript has a single exon. The record is from RefSeq and is a predicted model, not a curated record. The coding region runs from base 1 to 645 and encodes 214 amino acids.